GCAGCCUUGGCGUCAGCCCAGCUUGUCCUUGGUGUGUCUGGAGUGACGACCGCGCUUAAAACCCGUGUAUACCAGUAGGCUAUCAUGCACUAAACGCUUACCAUGCACUAGCGUAUCGCCAUGCCCAGGUUCUUCCCGGUCGGAUAGCAUGUGUUCAGUGAAAAUUUAUAAGUGACCUCAUGAUAGCAAACUUUCCCCUACUGAAACCAUGGUGACCUCGCCACGGAAUAACCUUUUGGUGACGUCAUCAUCAUCUCUGUGUAACCUAUGCUGCUGACCGUCUGUAUCACAGCACUUGAAGUGGUGAGGAUGAGGAGUGUGAGAGGGCGAGGCUGGGUUCUGGAGGUGCCCCUGCUGCUGCUGCUGGUGCUGCUGCUGGUGACGGCGGUGGUGCUGGCGGGUUCUGGGGCCGGGGGAGCCUCCACCUGCGACAUCUCCGAGUACUCCUGUGACGACGGCGGGUGCGUCUCUCUAAGCCACUUCUGCGACGGCGUCGCCCACUGCACAGACUACACCGACGAGCCACCAGGGUGCUCAGUGUGUAACCGCACGUUCUAUGGCUACGCUGACCACACAUACCUACUGGAGGUGCCGGCGCCCCCGACCUCCCGUGCAGGGCUGCCACAGGCGCCCUCACGCCCGCACCUCCUGAUGGGUGGCUUGUCGUCGGAAGCCUUCAAAUGCAUCCUCACCUUCAACGCUAUCGGCAGGACCCACGGAGAUAUCAUUCAGAUAACCUUCUCCGAGUUUCACGUUGGACAUUUCAACGUUGCUGCUGCUGAUGGAGGACGCGUCGGUGGGUGUGAGGGAGACCACGUGAGCAUCGAGGAGCCCAAGCUUCGAGAGCGUGGAGGCAGGUGGUGCGGGGAGGGAACCGGUCUCAAUGUUUACUACAGCGAGACGGACACCGUGGCGAUCACCCUCCACACUGCCUCCACUAUCCAGGGGGAGUACUUCGACAAUCCCCUCAAGUUCAAGAUCAAGUACAAGUUCCUGCGACGCGAGCGUGCCAUCGUGCGUUACGGACGGGGCGGCGCGACCAAGUACCGGGGAGACGUGGUGCGCAACAGCGCGUGUAGCCGGGUAUUCCAAGGCUGCAGGGCUCGUCAGUGCCGUCUCCAGUCCCCAAACUUCCCCGGGUUGUACCCUCGCAACGUGACUUGCUACUACCUGGUGAAGUCCCUGCCGGCGCCCUCGCCGGAUCUUGUACCCGUGGUCACCCUCAGUCAGGAUAACGACCGCUUGGUACAGGUCGGUCGCAAAGGCCACGGUGGACGUGUCUCGCCAGAGGCUCGCCUUCAGCAGGAUAACGAAUGCCGCGCGCCUGAAGAUUACCUGCUGGUGUACGAUGGCGGGUCGCAGAAAGCGCCGUUGUUAGCCAAGAUGUGUGGUACCGCUACCAUCCCUAACAUCACCUCCAGCGGGCCGGAGAUGUUGGUGGUGUUUCAAACAGCAACUUCGGGCAUGAUGAACCAUCUUGCUAACUUAGUGACGGGGUUUGAACUAGAGGCUCAUGUGUUAUUCAUGAAGCAUAACCCCAAUACCGUAAGCAGCAUGCAGUGCGGACAGAUCAUUAAAAGCUUCGGUAGCAGUAGUGGGGUGGUGCUUAGUCCAAUAUUCGCUCUUCCCGCCAACGCCACCUGCUCAUACGAGUUCCAGGGGCGUAGGGACGAGAUUGUCUGGCUAUAUUUUACCAAAUACCACAGGACACGAAAGAAGGAAAUUAUGAUCAGUUAUACCCCGUGUCGUAACCGCCUGGCUCUCUUCGACGGAAAGAUGUUUUAUAGCAGAGAGUCGGCAAUUUCGUCCUUAAUGGGCGAGUACUGCGAUGAUCAGUUGCCGCCAAUUUGUGUCAGAUCGCGUCAGAAAGGGACAGUGAGCCAGCCGUGUUCGUUUAAAGAGAGCUUUCUCUCCACAGGGCCUUCCCUUUUCGUCUUGCAGGAAUUCACGGACGGAACCAGUCUUCUUCCACUUAAUUACGUCAUUCACUUCGAAUUUGUUAGUUUAUUUCAGUCUGGUAACGAGUCUGGGAGUGACUGUGACAGAGUGUUUACCAGUGCACAAGGCCCUAAGGGACAUUUUAGCUCUCCUAAAAAUGUAUUUCUGUAUGGUCGGGGAGGGAAAUCUUCUCUCUCGUGUAAAUACACCUUUCAGACCUUACCGGGAGAAGCAAUAAAAAUAAAAAUCACGAACGUGGGAUUUCGUGGCAACAUGUGCAGAACGAUUCACAAUUUCCAAUCGAACCUCUACGAAUGCAUCGCACGUCUGCCUGGCUCAGCGGUUCUAGAGUUGUGGGAGGAGCCUUGGGGCCUCACUCGCCUCCCUCUCGGGUGUAUGUGUGAUGCUGGAGUCACGCCCUCAAAUUUUAUCAGCCACACUCGCCUCGUUCAGCUUAAGUUUGCAAUCAAGGAGAUGAACUGGAGCCAGGAUUUCAAUGAUUUUUUCUUCGAUGCCGAGUACGAGUUCACCAGAACGAGAGAAUGUACCGACGAACGAAUCCUAAAGGGCUCGACAGGGUCGAUCGUUAUUCGGAGUGACGAAGAAUUCGCCGAAUGUAACGAAUAUCCUUGGAAGAUCGUGGCUCGUGAGCACAGCCACUUGUACCUGAACAUCCCUGGCUACCAUGCCUCCAGCCAGCGCUGCUCCACAGAGAACAGGGUGGUGGUAUACGGCAGUCAUACAGCCAGACCCAUCAAAGCCGUGUGCCCUGAGGCAGGCGGCACGGAUAGUGUGGACAUAUUCUCAUCGGGUUGGAACACGGCUCUGGAUCUGUCCGAACCACGCCCCGAUAGCCUCAUUAUCCGUUACCUAGCCAGGGAACCCGCUACAUAUAAGCUCACGUGGCUUGAGGUGCGGCGCGAGCCACGCCCCUCGGCGUUGGAGUCCCUGAAGGGCGCGGGAGGGCGUGGGCGUGCCACGGUUGCCUCCUGCCCUCACCAGUGCCCUGAAUUAGAUGCCUGCAUUAGCCCCGAACUGUGGUGUGACGGGGUGAAGCACUGCCCGUCCGGUGCAGAUGAACUCCGCACCACCUGCCUCUACUUCACCGUCCCAUGGCUCUACCUGAUCCUCGGGGCUGUGGCCAUUCUCGUCUGCUUGCUGGUGUUUGCCUCCGCCCUCGUCGCUGUCAGGAUCUACCAAAGAGGUAAAGUCAAGAGGAAGAAGAAAAAAGAGGCCCAAAGAUUGAUGACUCGGGAAGUCAUUCUUCCACUGAACUUCCAGAAGGAAAACAUUUACUGAGGUUGAGAGAAAGAGUCAGUGACACAAAUAGGAAGUUACCUCCUUAGCUCCCCGACUCCGCCUCUCCUCCUCUUACCACAACUGGCCGCCUUGUCAUGGCUAAUUUUUUAUAUCCAGUUUUGUAUAACUUGUUUCCAUGAGAUUCAAUGGUGUUCUUACACUUUGUACAUACUUAUAUAUAUUUUUUGUUUUAAUUUACAGGUAACUAGUAGAGAUAAAUUUUCUAGGUAGAUGAACACUUUGUACACCCACGAAGGUUUUCCCUAGUCGUCUGUGAGAGUAGUGGUGAUAUUUCUACCUAAUAUCAGUCGCCAUGCCUUACAUAUAAAAGGGAGGAAAAUAUGCCCCGUUUCGGAUCCUGUUCACAACUCUUUCAUACUCAUAGACAAAUAGGUCUCGCUCUUCCCACUGAUGUGACACAGCCUAUGGUCUUACACAUCUUGAACAGCGUCUCGAAGCUCUGGCUCUCGAGGACAUAGGGCAUGAUAGUAUUGCAAUAUGGUGUCAUUGAUGCCCCGUUGACCCACUCCUAUAUGCCUGCCACACCAGCUUUCCUUCUGCACACGUCUCUUAAUACCAUUACACAAUAUGCUCUUUGUCUCUAUAUCUGGCUCGAGAUUCUAGCUCACACAAAAAAAACAGGUCCCCAGCUCACCAACUAGAUCAGUGGGUUCAGUCUGUCCGACAUCUGAGUUUGUCUAAAUAAAAAAUAUAUAACAUUGAUGGCAUUUGACAAAAGAAUGAUCACGACCAAAUAAUUAAUUCAUUACAAAAGCUAACUUGAAGCUUGAAUAAGUUAUGUUUACAUAUAACCCCCCCCCCUCCUAUUUUCCUAAAUUUUAAUGAAGCCUAUUCACGCAUAUCUGGCCUAAGACAUCACCUCACACCGUACAUGGUUUAAAAAAAUAAUAUUACCCCCAUGACUCCCAGUCCUCACUACUACUAGCAUUUAAAACCUUUUCCUUAUAAUUUCCACUACCACAAUAAUGAUUCCAAUAUAUUGAUCAAACUCAAAUGUCCACAGCCUUCAGUAACAGGAUAACAACGCAUUAGAUAUAAAUUAUAUAUAAAAACCUAAAAAAAAAUAAUCACUUAUAUUCUUGUCUCACAACCUUAUCUUGCCAAACACAACAGAGGCACUACAUAGUGACCUCAGAAUCCUACCCAAAAAAAUAUAACAGCUCUAUCUCUUCCUUAAAUUGAAUCCUCACCUCCCUUACCCUAAUGAGCUUACUAUAAUCCUCACUUCCCGUAUCUACUGAUCUUCCUAUUAUCUUAACCCCUACCCCCCCCCCACACUGAUCAUAUUAUACCCUUCAUUUCCUUCACCCUACUGAUCUUACUGUAAUUUCUUCAGACCACAAAAACACACUGAACCACGGGCUUGGUCCAGGCGGACAGGCAGGACCAGCACUCACAGAACACUCCCAUGUAGAGUUGCGAGAUUUGCACUCACUCUUAUCAUGCCGCUUAGUCGGUAUUUACUGUACAGUUUACGGGAUCCGAAGCGCUACGAGUUCGGUCUUAAACUAAGGUUGUGAUUUUUAUGGUCGGAUUCGUAGCUCUUCGAUGCUCAUAAACAAUUUAGUACAUUCUAAGCUGCAAGAUUCGAGAAAAGAGGUACACAGCUCUCACCAGUCGAAUCGUAACCACUCUGUGAAUCCUGGUCCAGAGGUCACUUAACCCGAGACUCAACUGACCUGGUUCUUGUAGCAGGAGGGAGACUGUGAUAAACACCCCCGGGUCAGUGUAACAGAAUCACUUGUUUUAUUAAGAACAGGGGAAGACUUUUGAACUGUUGGUUUGUGAAUUUCUGGCCUGUGCUUUUAGAAUGUAAGGGGCUGCUUCAAAUACAUUAAAUUAUAUGAAUGUGUAUAAAAUAAUUUUGUAUUUAUAAUAUGGCCAAAUGUAAUUUACAGAUAUAAGGAAGUAUGUUACGUAUUUAUUACAGGGAUAGUGACUAGGAACUUUAAAAUUAUUUCGAAUGUUGUCGAUGUAUGCAAAGCAGCUUUUUAGAUUCUCAUGGCGUAUGCCUGUUAAUACACGAAAGAAACAUGAUUUGCACAAAACACCACGACAAAGUGUUCCCUUCUAGGUUAGUACGUGGCUUUUACUGAACAGGGAGAGAGACGGUGAAAUUCUAACCAUUAUUGUGAUAAAAAAAGAAAAAAAAGAUUUAAACAUUUAAAAAAAAAGCGUAUUUACACAUAUCGAAAGCUGUUUAAUGUUUGGUUGUAGUCAGGUGUUUAAAGUGUGGAACUUUGCCAAGGUAGCUUAUAUAACGUGUGAAAUGAGAUGUGUAUGUUUUAUGAGAAAGAACCGCCCUUGAAAGAUAUCUGCCAAAAGCGGCUGUUUUUAAUAUUUGAUAAUUUCUGAAGUCUAUGAGGUUCUCCAGAGUGUGGUCACAGCUGCGAUUUGUACUUGGUUCUCUUAUAUCAUGUCCAGCAGCCUUGGAAUGGCACAAAUGAAACUGGGCUCUUACUCGUCACAAUCUAAAUCGUGAUUUAUUUGAACAGAUCAAAUGAAAAAUUAUGCAAAAGCAUAUAUUAAAUUUUAUGUGAGAAAAAUAAUCCGUUAUGAACCAUUUCUUGUUUAGUUCAGAUGCAACAUAAUAUACGAUUUUUUUUAAUAGUCUUUCUGAAAAUAAAACAUUAUUUGAACGAAUUUUUCAUAAAAUUUGACCUAAUGACUGCGUAAAGUCUACAAUAAUUUGAGACGCUAUCCACUAAGACUUCAUCAACUUGUUUGAGUGAUGUAAUAUAUAUACAAGAGAUUCACUCUAGACAAAUAAUGCUUUUUGAGUGAAGAGGAACUUACGGUGAUUAAAUUUACCACACGAUUGAAAUUAUUUCGUUAAUCGAAUCGUAAGAAAUCAGGUCCUUGCACGAGGCAUUUACGAUCCCAAUUGGCAUCUCUUCCUUUGUUAAGACUUCCAGACAUGUUGAUAAAAUUAAUUUAAUGAGAAUAGCAUCAGUGACUACAUUCAUUUAUAUUUAUUAUAUAUAUAUAUAUUUAGUCAUUUAAAAAAUUAAAAACAACAAUAAUUUUAUUUAAUCAGAGAAAAUAUACAAAUAUUCUUAGUAAAGGUAUUUAAUAAUUAGAAUUGUAUUAUUUGUAACAAAAAAAUAAAAUUAGAUAUUUCCAUUGAACAAAAAUGUUAUAUGUAUUAGGCCAUUCUAGUGUCUGUUGUAGAGGUCACGGUAUGGCAGUAUCUUUCCGUGGUGAUCAGUGUGUCCUGUGCAGGGGAAUACGUAAGGAUAUUUAUGGAAAUGUAGCGACCCCCAACACGUGUUCUAAAUGUUACUGUAUUUUUGUACCGUAAUUUUGUAGAAUGAGUAUUUUUGCAAUAAAAUGGUGAUGCCAAAGAACA
Messenger RNA from Procambarus clarkii (red swamp crayfish), 6607 nucleotides. RefSeq lists its product as uncharacterized. NCBI's taxonomy places the organism in Eukaryota, Metazoa, Arthropoda, Malacostraca, Decapoda, Cambaridae. Gene Ontology annotation, molecular function: protein binding. The record is from RefSeq and is a predicted model, not a curated record. Gene Ontology annotation, cellular component: plasma membrane.